Caenorhabditis elegans is the source of this 1319-nucleotide messenger RNA. It is a transcript of the gene rad-23, whose product is annotated as UV excision repair protein RAD23. NCBI's taxonomy places the organism in Eukaryota, Metazoa, Nematoda, Chromadorea, Rhabditida, Rhabditidae. Gene Ontology annotation, molecular function: ubiquitin binding; polyubiquitin modification-dependent protein binding; damaged DNA binding. Gene Ontology annotation, biological process: proteasome-mediated ubiquitin-dependent protein catabolic process; nucleotide-excision repair. Bases 2 to 973 code for a protein of 323 amino acids. The record is from RefSeq and is marked reviewed. Gene Ontology annotation, cellular component: cytoplasm; nucleus. The transcript is spliced from 4 exons.
GAUGGUUUUGUCCGUUACAUUCAGGACUCUCACACAAGUUAACUUCAAUUUGGAAUUGAAUGAAGAUCAGACGAUUGCGGAAGUAAAGGCUCUGGUCGCUUCGGAGAAAGGGGAUGAUUAUGCUCCAGAACUUCAAAAAUUAAUCUACAACGGAAAGAUUCUCGACGAUUCUGUGAAGGUCGGAGAAGUCGGAUUCGAUUCUUCGAAGUUCGUUGUUGUGAUGCUCAGCAAAAGGAAAGUCACAGAAGUUGCACCUUCAUCUACCGUUGCCACAGCUGCUGAGCCUGUUCCAGUAGCUGCCGCUCCUGCGUCAAACCCAGCCCCAGCUGCCGAUGUUGCUCCUGAAGCUGCUGCUCCUGCUGAGGCGGAGGCGCUUACGGAUGAGCAAGAAGAGAACGUUCUCGCAAUCACUGGAAUGGGCUAUGACCGUGAACAAACUAUCGCUGCUCUGCGCGCAGCAUUCUGGAAUCCAGACCGCGCAGUCGAGUUUCUUCUCAACGGACUUCCUGAUGAUGCUGCUGACCAAGAACCAGAUUUGGGGCCCGAGCAAAACAUCGAUAACGUGGAUGAGGAUGGCAAUGACGAUCUUAACAUGCUUGCAAACAUGCCACAGCUUGCAGAAAUUAGAGCUUUGAUUCAACAAAAUCCUGAAAUGCUCGCCGCAGUCCUUCAGCAGUUGGCUGCUGUCAACCCAAGACUUGUUCAGACUAUUCAGAACAACCAGCAAGCUUUCAUGGAUCUUUUGAAUGGUGGAGCUCAAGGAGCCGGAGCCGCUGCAGGAAAUGCGCCAGAAAGAAACACCCCACGUCGCCAUGUUAUCCAUCUCAGUCCCGAAGAAGCUGCUGCUAUUGAGAGAAUCAAAGCCAUAGUUGUUAAUGCACCAGAAGCUGUGGUUGUGGAGGCUUAUUUCGCAUGUGACAAAAACGAGGAAGCCGCUAUCAACUUUAUUUUCAGCAACCUCGAUGAGGAAUAAUUAUCUUACCCAUGCCAAUAACUUCUGAUCACCGUCACUGGAAAUUGCAACAGAAAUUAAUUUAUUCUCUCUCCCCCAUUUCCGUAAAGCUUAUAUUCUUGCUCCUAUCAGCCUAAUUUUUUUAUUAACACUUCUUCCAAGAAUGUGUAUUCAUCGCCUUCUCGAUUGCCCUUUGUCUAUAUAUUUAAGAUAAUAACACAUUCAGUUCCAUGUGCUGAUUGUCACCCGCUACUGGUAGGCACUUCGUUGAAAUUCUCGUCGCGUUCAGCGAAUUUUGUGUGACAUAAUUUCGGUAUUGUAAUUCCCUUUUGUCAUCCAACAUUUUCAAAUGAAAGUCAAAUGUUUU